CUCUUCGAUCCAUCAUUGUUCACUUUUGGCCAAAGAUUUGCUACAAUAACGGAAAAAUAAUCAAUCAAUAAGUCCUAUCAAUUCUCAAAUCGUCUUGCAGUCGAUCUACAGUAUUCAGAAACCAUAAUGGCCAGGACAACUCGCUCAAAGCGAGCAGUCAAGGACUCAUCCCCCGAGCCUGCACCUGCGAAGAACAUCAGAAAGCUCUCUGCCAGCGUCGACAAUCCCCAUAAAUUGUUCGUCCUACCCAGGCACGCGACAAAAGACUCCCGUAUCAUUACCCUAGAAAAUCCAGCGACCGCGGAACCGUCACGAUACUUCUUCUGCCCAGAGAAAGGCUUCUACGAAUUCACAUGCAUCGCUGCACCGAAGAAGGCACCACGGAGUUGGCUGAUAAUAUCUGAGAAGAGCACAGAAACCGAAUCGCAAGAGCAUGGAACAGCAAUAGAUGAGGCAGAACUAGGGAGUGGAUAUGUCACAAAGGAGGCCAAUUUGUUCCUGGCAACGCCCAUCGACGCACUCUUCUUGAUCCUCCCCGCGCUCGCGCCCAAGUCGAGGAAAGAUGAGAAAGCACUAUUCUUGUCCCUUGACGACCACCUUGAUGCGUUAUCUGCAACAUCACGGCACCUCAAAGCUCUACUGUCACAAUUCCCGUGUCUGCGAACCAUGCUGGAGAAACGCUUCUCGGCAUGCUGCGACACUGUAGAUGCAGGCGAUGAACUCAUGUAUCGCCUGUCCAACCAAAAGCUUUAUAACCUCCUCGUCGAGAAAGCUGAGCGAAUGAGCAAGAACGGAUUCCCAGCCUCAAUGGAAGAGCGCUUCAUGAAGCCGGCAUUGGACGUUCCAAUUAUGAACAUCAAGCGCGAAGAAAGCACACUCAGUAGCACAGCGUCAGUCUCCGAACAAACUUCAACAUCCGACUCCCAGACCUCGUCAGCCUCAGAUACAAGCACACCAACAUCUCAAUCCACAAUCGCAACAUCCAUCAGCACCGCCACCACUUCGGACGAUGCAACUCACACGCAGCCCUUAACAACUCCCGCCGAAAUCCCCUCCCUUCUACGCCUCCGCUCCUCAAUAACUUACCUCACCGCCGCCUACAUCCCACCCCUCCUCCAGAAUUCCAUAACCCAACUCCUACAGACCAGCACAUCGCCCUCCUUUGCAGACCUCGACGCCCACCUCGCCAACAUUGCGAAGCUGCGGUCCGAGGCAGCGGCUCUACGCUCGAUGUCGGAUAACAUCAGUAGGAAAAGGGGACUUGAUGACGAUGAGGAAAAGGUGGCGGAGAGGGAGGAGAAGAAGAGGAAGAAAGAAGAGGAGGAGAAGAGGAAAAAGACAGAGAGUAGGGGGAUCAAGCAGCUGAAGAAGGUGGAUACAAGUGGGAUGAUGAAACUGAGUAGUUUCUUUACGAAGGCGCCGAAGAAGUGAAGUGAGGGACCUUUCACUUAAGGACUCGUUGAUAUGCUAUGACGUAAACAGUGUUGUAAUGGCUGGAAAAGAAUGAGCAUCUUGUAUUGCCAGAUGCGAAGAGAAACCGAACGCAUUUGUAUUCAGAGGUGGUUCACGGAGAUAUGGUCACUAGAAGAGCAUGUUAUCGGAUAUACCUAAUUGCAUUUCUUU
Messenger RNA from Aaosphaeria arxii CBS 175.79, 1623 nucleotides. RefSeq lists its product as uncharacterized. Bases 127 to 1431 code for a protein of 434 amino acids. Gene Ontology annotation, biological process: RNA catabolic process; ribonucleotide metabolic process. The record is from RefSeq and is a predicted model, not a curated record. The transcript has a single exon. Gene Ontology annotation, cellular component: nucleoplasm; ribonuclease H2 complex. Lineage: Eukaryota; Fungi; Ascomycota; Dothideomycetes; Pleosporales.